Molecule: messenger RNA, 2141 nt
Organism: Gracilinanus agilis (Agile Gracile Mouse Opossum)
Lineage: Eukaryota; Metazoa; Chordata; Mammalia; Didelphimorphia; Didelphidae
Gene: SLC25A13
Product: solute carrier family 25 member 13
Exons: 18
Coding region: 31-2052 (673 amino acids)
Biological process (GO): L-glutamate transmembrane transport; malate-aspartate shuttle; aspartate transmembrane transport
Molecular function (GO): L-glutamate transmembrane transporter activity; calcium ion binding; L-aspartate transmembrane transporter activity
Source: RefSeq, a predicted model, not a curated record
GCACCCUCUUGUACAGCUACCCGGUGGAGCAUGGCGGCCGCCAAGGUGACUUCGACCAAGAGGGCGGAUCCGAACGAGCUGAGGACGGUGUUCCUAAAGUACGCGAGCAUCGAGAAAGAUGGCGAGUUUUUCAUGUCUCCGGAGGACUUUAUCUGCCGGUUCCUGAACGUUUUUGGAGGCUGUCAGCCCACCGCGGAGUCUUUGCAGCUCCUGGGAGGGGUGGUGGACCAGACCAAGGACGGGCUAAUCAACUUCCAGGAGUUUAUAGCAUUUGAGUCUGUCCUGUGCGCCCCGGACGCCACAUUCGUGGUGGCCUUCCAGCUGUUUGACAAAGCCGGAGCGGGAGAAGUGACCUUCGAGGACGUCAAGCAGGUCUUGGAGAAGACGGCGGCUCACCAGCACAUCCCCUUCGACUGGAACUCCGAGUUUAUCCACCUUCACUUUGGGAAGAAGCGGAAGCGGCGGCUCACUUACUCCGAGUUCACUCAGUUCUUAGUGGAGAUGCAGCUGGAACACGCCCGGCAGGCCUUCAUGCAGCGCGACAAGGCCCACGUGGGACGCGUCUCGGCCACAGACUUCCGCGACAUCCUGGUCACCAUCCGCCCACAUGUGUUGUCGCCCUUCGUGGAAGAGAGCCUGCUGGCGGUCGGAGGCGCCACCUCCCACCAGGUGAGCUUCUCCUACUUCAACGGCUUCAAUUCUCUCCUCACCAACACGGAGACCAUGAAAAGGAUCUACCACAUGCUGGCCGGGCCCAGCAAAGACGUCGAAGUCACCAAGGAGGAGUUUGCUUUGGCGGCACAGAAGUUUGGGCAGGUUACUCCCAUGGAAGUGAACAUCCUUUUUCAGCUGGCCGACCUCCACGAGCCACGAGGACGCCUGACGUUGGCUGACAUCGAGAGGGUCGCUCCUGUUGUCGAGGAGUCCCUGCCCUCCAGGCUGACCGAAGCCCAGAAGCAGAGGAUUUUGGGGAGGUCCCAUCGCCCCUUUUACCUCCAGGUAGCCGAGUCUGCUUACAGGUUUGCCCUGGGGUCCGUUGCCGGAGCGGUGGGAGCCACCGCCGUGUACCCCAUCGACCUGGUGAAGACCAGGAUGCAGAACCAGCGGUCCACGGGCUCCUUGGUGGGAGAGCUGAUGUACAAGAACAGCUUCGACUGCUUCAAGAAGGUGCUGCGCUACGAAGGCUUCUUUGGGCUCUACCGAGGUCUGCUGCCACAGUUGUUGGGGGUCGCCCCGGAGAAGGCCAUAAAACUCACGGUCAAUGAUUUCGUCCGAGACAAGUUCCAGCGCCAGGACGGCUCCAUCCCCCUGGCAGCGGAGAUCCUGGCCGGCGGCUGCGCCGGAGGCUCCCAGGUGAUUUUCACCAACCCUUUGGAGAUCGUGAAGAUCCGCUUACAGGUGGCCGGAGAGAUCACCACAGGCCCCCGCGUCAGCGCUUUGUCCGUGCUCCGAGACCUGGGCUUCUUCGGGAUCUACAAGGGGGCCAAAGCGUGCUUCCUCCGCGACAUCCCCUUCUCCGCCAUCUACUUCCCCUGCUACGCGCACCUGAAGGCGAGCUUCACCAAGGAGGACGGGCGCAUCAGCCCCGGCAGCCUCCUCCUCGCGGGGGCCAUCGCCGGUGUGCCGGCCGCCUCGCUGGUGACUCCGGCCGACGUGAUCAAGACCCGGCUGCAGGUGGCGGCCAGGACCGGCCAGACCACGUACAGCGGCGUGCUGGACUGCUUCUACAAGAUCGUCCGCGAGGAGGGCCAGAGGGCCCUGUGGAAGGGCACAGGGGCCCGGAUGUUCCGCUCGUCCCCCCAGUUCGGGGUGACGCUGCUGACCUACGAGCUCCUGCAGCGCUGGUUCUCCGUGGAUUUUGGGGGCGAAAAAGCCCCAGAACCGGAGCCCGUGGCGCUCCCGGGGCCCAGCCAGCCCGGGCCCAACCCCGACCACAUCGGGGGCUACAGCUUGGCGGCGACCAUGUUUGCUGGGAUCGAAAACAAGUUCGGCCUUUACCUGCCUCGGUUCAAGCCGGCCCUCCCCGGCCCCUGCGCCCUGGACGAGCCUUAGGGUCCGGGCUUCGGGGGAGCCGGGGAGCCCGAGCAGGCCCGGAGCCGGCCCCCCUCCUGUCUCCUUCCAGUCUCCGUUGAGGGUUUUAU